CACAGCAGACAAAGUCCCGGCGCGACUAGUUCAGUCAUUACGGUAAACGCAGGCUGCGGAGCCUCUUGUGUCCGACAGACCCGGAGUUGCUCUCACAGACACCGCAACGAACAGGUCUCGGAUGUUAGCAUUUCUUCUGAGCGGCGGACCACAUCCCAUCUAGCCAGGUGUGACCGGGAGGCUGUCCCCCUUGGACUCCAGUACUCCUCUGACUAUCCUGACGUCAAACCCGUGAUAUCUGGAGAUUUUUUUGCAUCCAGCUUGAAUCAUCAUCGAGUCUCGGAUCACCUAACCAGAAGGAGAGAACCCAACCUUUGCCCACCUCCCCCUGCUGCUAGCUCGCACCAGCAUGGCAGACAGUCGACAGCCAGAAGACGGUGCCCCCCAGUGGGACCCAUCAGGGGGGCAGGAGGCCACAGGCAACCACGGAGCCAAUGGCUUCCCCUCCACCGCCUACAGGACCUGCCAGCCCAGUGGGGCCCACAUGGCCACAGGACCCUACUCUGCCAGGGAAAAUGGUUUCAAUGGGGAGCUAACUGGUGCCCCCGCUAUAACUGCAGAGCAAGUGUCGGCGCGGAUCGUGCAGGAAGUGACGGCAGAGGCAGUGGCGGUACUGAAGGGAGAGCAGGAGACUCAGCGGCUGCCAUCCGUUGAAGACACCGCAAAUUUGCCUCCCUCUCCCCCCCCAUCACCGGCAGCGCAGCACUUUGGUCCUCUGGAACAAGAUGUAGGGGAUGAGGAGGAGGCGGGCCCUCUCCGCCGCUUCCAAAAUUCUCGGGAGAGGUGCAAGUUCCUCGCCCCCUCCAUCUCAGUUUCCGUGCCCGAGGACGACCCGUACCACUCCGACGAGGAGUACUAUGAUCACCCAUUGUUCAGCCCAGAGUGGACGCACUCGGGCUCUCGGCCCACAGGGCAGGCCGUGGCCUUUAGACAGAUUGAAGAAGAGACCAUGGAGGCUCUUACAGCUGAAUAUGAGGAGGAGGUGGAAGAGGAGGAGGAGGAGGAGGAGGAGGAGAGUGCAGAAGCAGCAGAGUCGGAGGAAGCUCUUGAUGAGCAGCAGUGGAGCGGGGAGGAGCUGGAGCUGGACAGCCUCCAAGCUGAGCCCUUAGAGCAGGCAGAGGCCGUAGGCGAGGCCCAGGAUGUAGACCUGGAGCCGGGCGAGGCAGCUAGAGCUGCUGCAGAAAGCUCUCUGGACAGAGAGGAGAAGGAGGAAGCAGAGGCUGGGGGGAGCCCUGAGACAGGUGUCUUUUCAGCUCUGAAGAUGGAGUCAGACAAGCAGGGAAGCGAGAAAAGUGGUUCCAUGAGCCCAGACAGCAUUGGAUCGGAGAAACGCCCAGAGGAGUUUAAUGAGCCCCAGAUGCAAGGGUUCUUUGCUGGUGAACGAGUUGUACCAGAGAGCCCCACCAUGGAUAUGCCAUCAUUCGAUCCCCCCAACGUCCAGACCCAGGCCAAAGAAGCUGCCAGACCACUCACGCUUCAGCCUACUUAUGGCGAGCCUAUCACAGUGUCAGAGAAACAGCCGUCAGUGGAGGUGGUGGAGAUCGGCAGCAUUGGUGCUCCUCCUGAUUCCUCGUCACAGGUACCCAAAGUUCAAGGAGAAGACUCAACAAGGGACACUACAGACAGAUCGGGCAUGUCAGCAUAUUUUGAAACAUCAGCCAUGGAGGUUGACGUGGCUCCCCAAAGUAAGGGCGAAGGCUAUUACGAACUGAGCAGAUCUGGGGAAGAGAAGAUUAUGGUUGAUGCCAGGCCUCAGGAGAUGAGUUACAGCACACUAGCUGAAGCUCAGGAUAAAUCCAACCCUAAGCCAGCCAAUACAGUGUUCACAGUUCCUGACAGGAGUAAUGAAUGCAGGCUUUCCCCGGGCAAACUGGCUUUAGAGCAGAGGAGCUACUCACUUAACAUUACUAUUGGAGCAACGGAUCCAAGUGGCCAAGGAAGACCUAGGAACUUCUCCCCACUUGCCACAGAUAUCAUGUCUUACACCAGUGGAAGUCUAGAUGAGUCAGCAGACUACCUUCCAGUCACCACACCCUCUGUGAAUAAUCCUCCAUCCCUGCCUCCUCUGAUCUUGGAGACUGCGGCCUCCAUCACCUCAGAUACCUCAUCUCCUCCAAGGACCUCUGAACCAGUUUCAAAACCCAGCCCUGAACCGGAUUCGCCAGUAUCACCAGAGCCAUUCCAGAGCACCUAUAAAAAUGGCACAGUGAUGGCGCAAGACUUACCUGAGAUGCUGGACCUUGCUGGUACCCGUUCCAGACUCACAUCAGACAACACUGAACCAGAAUUCACCAGGAGAAAGUCAAUUCAAGCUGAUUUUUCAGCCUUCACAGACGACCCACUGUGCAGCCUUGUUUCGGAGGAACUUAGUACUGGGACCAGGAGGAAUGAAAGCCAGCUGGAGGAGAUGGGCUAUUGUGUGUUUAGUGAAUAUUCAGGACCAAUGCCAUCACCGGCAGAUGUGUUGAGCCCAACAAACAUUUCUCCACAGGCCUUCACCCACUCAGUCCUGGAGGCAAAAGUGGCUGAGCAAGCCAGGAAAUUAGCAGUCAGAGACACAUCUUUGGAGGACACGAGCCAGCCAUCAGGAAUUGCUGAUGUCACUGAAGUGAAAGACCAAGAAAAAGCAGAAAGAAAAGAUUCUGCUGAAGAGAAGAGCAAGGUUGUAGAUGAAGAAUCAAAACAAUCUGUUAACGAGAUGCCACUGGUUCAGCUAAGUGAGUCCUUUGUGACACCAACGGUCACUGUUACUCUAGAAGAAGGCGGAAGGUCAUUCAGCGACACCGAGCGACAAGCAAGCGGCGAAGGCUCGGCGUCAGAAACGGAGAUUGCCGACUACGAGAGGCAGAUCCGCAAAUUGGAGAUGGAGGACAGGCCUCUCAGUAUGGAGGAGGAGAGAGAACUGCAGGAGCUUCGUGAGAAAGUGAAGCUGGUCCACCAGGAAGCCUAUGAGGAAGUGGAUGCCGAAGAUGUGUACCAGCUGACCGGUGUGGCCAAGGACCGGAUUGCGAGGCCUAUCAAAACCUCACCUGCUUCGUCCGUCGAUAGCAACAUCGAUGAUGAUAAGCUGCUCUCUCCAGUGCUCUCACCUUCAAAGCUUAAACAAAGAGAAGUGUAUGGUUCCCCCAAAAGAACUGUUUCACCAGCGUUAGGAAUUAACAAAGAAAAAGAGGAGUCAGAAAGAAAAAUCAGGGAAGAGCAAGAGAAGGAGGCAGCUGAGAAGAAAAUGAAAGAAGAGGCUGAGAUAAAGAUCAGAAAAGAAGCAGAAAAGAAAGAAAAGGCAAUGAAAGAAGAGGCUGAGAUAAAAAUCAGAGAAGAGGCAGAAAAGAAAGAAAAGGCAAUAAAAGAAGAGGCUGAGAUAAAAAUCAGAGAAGAGGCAGAAAAGAAAGUAAAGGAAAUGAAAGAAGAGGCUGAGAUAAAAAUCAGAGAAGAAGCAGAAAAGAAAGAAAAGGAAAUGGAAGAAGAGGCUGAGAUAAAAAUCAGAGAAGAAGCAGAAAAGAAAGAAAAGGAAAUGAAAGAAGAGGCUGAGAUAAAGAUCAGAGAAGAAGCAGAAAGGAAAGAAAAGGAAAUGAAAGAGAUAGAAGAGAGGGAAAGGAGAGAGAAGGAAGAGGCAGAAAGAAUCCUAAAGGAAGAGACAGAAAGGAAGGAGAAAGAGCAGGACAUGAAAGAAAAGGAGAAAGAAGAAAGAGACAAUAAGGAAAAGGAAGAAAGAGACAAGAAAGAAAAAGAAGAGAGGGAAAAGAUGGAGCAAGAAGAGAUGAAACGGAAAGAGGAAAGAGAGCAGAGAGAAAUAGAGGAAAAAGUAAGAAUAGAGAAAGAAUUGCGAGAGAAGGAAGAAAGAGAAAAGCUAGAAAUGGAUCUGAAAGAGAAGGAAGGAAAAGAGAAAGCCGCUGAGAUGGACAAAAGUGUUGCAGAGAAGCUCGAGGAGAUGGCGAAGCAACCAGAGGAAGAAAUUGCUGCAAAACCUGUGGAGAAAGAAGCUGAAGAAUCUGUGGAGGCUGAAAAGGCGCAAGAUAAAGGCAGGGAAGAGGUGUCAGAUGAAGCAGGGCCAGCGGUGGUAAAGGAGAUCCCAGAAACCCGAGCUGCCAUCGAAUCAGUGGUGACAGUUGAAGACGAUUUCAUCACCGUGGUCCAGACCAUUGAUGAAGCAGAAGAGCCGGGACACAGCGUUCGUUUCUCUGGUUCACCCGAGGCUCAAGUUCUCUGUGCUGCCUCCCAGAAAGCGGAAGAAGAAGAAGAAGAGGAGGACGAGGAGGAGGAAGAAGAGGAGGAGUCUGUGGAGUUGGCCCAAGAACCAGACAUGGAGGCUGCAAGUGUAGAGGAGGUGGUGGAUGUUCUUGAGACCCCGGCCUCCCCUGGGAAGGAGGCUCAAACCAUAGACACUGAUGCCCCGACAGAGAGCUACGACAGAGAUGAAACUACGAUGGACGACUCCAUCCUGGACAGCUCCUGGGUUGACACACAAGAUGAUGAUAAGAGUACGGCGACAGAGCAUAUCGAGCCUUUGCCAAAGGUGCCCAGCUCAGUCAAAAAGCCUGCUGUGGUCCAGAGCAAGCAUACCCAACAAAGGAAAACAGAGAAACGAGAAAAAACAAUCAAGCCAAAGGCCAAAGGAGGACGGGCUAAGGGCCGAAUGUCCACACCGGAACGCAAACCUCUCCGCAAAGAACCUGUCUUCAUCCCCCGAGAAGAAAUCCCCAAGAAAAAAGCUGUGAUAAGGAAGGCCGAACUUACCAAAUCCCCAUCGAAGAGGAGUGCGAUGAGGCCCACCCAGCACCACUCCUGUCCUCGAAGGAGAGCCACAGAGGGGCUGCUGGACACCCGUCAGCCUCUGAGUGUUGCCAGAAAGUCUCGCGACAGAGCAUCGGACGGUGGGUCUUGGAGCCCUGCAAAAAGGUCCUCGGUGCCGCGCCAUGCCUCCAUUCUGAGUCGCAGGGUGUACCAUGACAACGAAGAGAGCUCCACCUCCAUCACCAGCUCCAGCUCCACGGCGCCUCGCAGACCUACAUCAUUUCCCACAGAGAUGAGGGCAGAGCAUAGGACCGGACGGACCCAUAGCAUGACAGAAUCGGUGCGCUCACGUUCGGCUCGCAGCGGCCACUCCACUCCGCGCACUCCUGGUUCCACGGCCAUCACUCCAGGAACCCCACCCAGCUACUCGUCGUCCUCAAGGACCGCUGGAACCCCACGCUCCCUCAGCUUGAUGUCCCAGGAGAGGAAGAUAGCCGUGGUCCGCACCCCGCCCAAGUCACCUGCAACCACCCCCAAGCAGCUGCGCAUCAUCAACCAGCCACUGCCCGACUUCAAAAACAUCCGGUCCAAGAUCGGCUCCAUAGAGAAUAUCAAGUACCAGCCAAAAGGAGGACAGAUUCAUAUUUUUAACAAGAAGUUGGACCUCAUUCACUUACUGACAAAAUGCAGCUCCCAGGAUAAUCUGAAGCACUCUCCCCGUGGAGGCAAUGUGAUGAUACAGAACAAGAAGAUUGAUUUGAGCCACGUGACUUCCAAGUGUGGCUCUCUUGACAACAUCCACCAUCGGCCAGGGGGGGGUAACGUGCGCAUAGAGACUGUGAAGUUAGACUUCAAAGACAAAGCCCAAGCCAAGGUGGGUUCCCUGGAUAACGCUCAGCACGCUCCUGGUGGAAGCCGCGUCACGAUUGAGAGCCACGGGCAGAUUUUCCGUGACCACGCCACAGCACGAGUGGACCACGGAGCUGAGACCAUUGUUCGGUCACCAGGCCUGUCCAGCCUGGUUUCCCCCCAGCACCAUCGGGACAGCAACCCAUCAUCCUGCGGCAGUCUCAACGUGCUGGAGUCGCCUCAGUUAGCAACCCUUGCCGAGGAUGUCACUGCAGCUCUGGCCGAGCAGGGUUUGUGAACACUGGGCCUCCGGAUACCUGCUCUGCACCCAGGACAUCCUCACCAUGAUCCCUCAAAACUCUUCUGCCUACUCCUGCCGACCCGAAGCCAACCUCAGCUUAUCUCCACUUCAAGAUCCAUCACUCCACUUUAAGUAGAGACUCAAAUUAGGAGCUACUGCACUUUGUUCUUCUUUAUUUUUCAAAAAUAUGCUAUUUCUGAUUAAUUUAGUUGGCCUCUCUCUUUUUUGAAUGAUAUUACAUUCAGUAGAAUAGUUCAGUCUGAGCACUGGUCGUAGAUGUAGUGGUACAUAACAAGCGGGGGACCAGGUAUUGGCUUAACUGGUCCUGGAUCAGUGUUUUGGUGAAGCUACAGCCUUUUUUCUACAUCAAGUAAGAAGUAAUGUGGCCGGCACACCAUGCAGCACGUGUUGCUCUGGCUCGGUGAAUGUGCAUGGACGCCAAACCCCCUAACAAACCAAGCAUCCGUACUGCAAGUCAUUCUUGUCAUCCAAUAUACAAUAUAUUUAAAUAUAUAUAGAAACAUGUAUAAAGAUUCAAGUUCUCUGCCAUCUACAUGUCCUAAAAACAUUUUAAAAGGAAGUGACAAUAUGGCUAUAAAACUACAUGUACAAUUGCAUUACUGCAAUAACUAGAUCAUGUUAUGACAAGCAUGUAUUGAUUCAAAUAUUAAAAGAGGCUAUUUUGUAAUUGAAAAAAAAUUUAGUAUGUUAUUUCCGAUUAUGGGAUAGGGAUUAAACAAGUUCAUGUUUUGUAGUUAUUAGUUGUUUACAGCGUAAUGCUUGGUGACAAUGUCAGACAGCUGAUUUGGUGUUGCUAAGGAGUGCAUCUCGGUCCUGUUGAGGAGCAUCGUGCACUUGUGCCUGCUCAGAAGUUCAAUAUAGACGCCUGUUUAAACAUCAGAACAGUAUUAAACAUUGGAGCUAAUUCCACAAACCUACAGCUAAAAGUCUUUCGAGCUGCAGACAUUGGACGGUGCAAACGUUGCUCUGCUCACACAGGCUGAUGUUGCACCACAGUUUAGCAGAAGAUGUGGCUUCUCUGAAAUCUUUCUGUGUGUGCGUCCUGGUGCAGAUCCAAUGCCGUUUUACAACAUAUGCUACCGUAUCUGGAUGUUUUGUUGCAAUGUGUGGAAGAUGAAAGAGGGGUUAAAAAAAUCUUUUGAAAAAGACAAUUCAAGCUGUAAAGCAAGACGGCCGAGGGAGCUCGGAGUUCGUUACAUCUGUUUGGGAAAAGUGUUUGGGUGAUCUAGUUUCUUUUUUGGACAUUUGUUGUGUAUCUUGCCUCCGGCCCAAUUACUGCCCUCACCCGCAAAUGUUUGUUUGCUACUGUGUUUUUUCUGCAUAGCCCAUCUAAAUGUGCCCGCUCCCUGCCUUCUGCUCCACCCCCAGCAACUGUAAAUGUAUUUAAAAAGUCAAGUAGAUGUACGCAGUUUUUCUCUUGUUGAUAUGACACUAGUUACAAUCAUUAAUGACAAUAAAAAAAGACAAAAAGUGAUACUGCCCAUCUGUUUUCUAUUUGGAUUACAAGAAAUACUGUUAUUGAUCAGAAGUUACAUUUUUGGAAAGGUCUUUAUUUUCUUUCUGAGUCAGAUGAGAAGAUGUCUAUAAUCAAUACAGUUCAUCUAAUUUCUUUAACCUAAAAAAACAAAAACAAAUGCUAAGCUAAUUGACUAUUAGCUGUAUGACAGACUUGAGAGGGGUAAACAUCUUUUCAUAUAAUUGUACCCGUAUUUCCAUAAAUGUAAAACUACCACUUUAACAAAGAAAUUGAAUUAAUUAAGCAUCAGAUAAAUAGAGUCAGAAAUUUGGAAAUAUAAUAGGAGUUUGUGAAAGGUUUAUUGUGGCAGAGGAUACAAUAAGUUAAGACCUAGGGAUGGCUCGGGUAAGGAGUGUGUUAAUUUUUAUGGCCAGUCCUGGGGCAAACUUGUCUCUUCACUGGCAGAUGGAGUCGUCCAGGCUCCAAAUGAAAGGAGGGGGGGUGGGUCAUCAUUAUCCCAUCAACCCCUCCAUCACUGCUCCACUUUGCAAACCAGUGAUACCAGAAAUCCCCAAAGAGACACGGUGACUUGUGUGUGAAAAUGAGGAAAUCUCGGGGGAAAUCAGGACGUCUUGCCGAACAGCGGGAGGAGAGAGAGAGAGAGAGA
This is a messenger RNA of Gasterosteus aculeatus aculeatus (three-spined stickleback), 8025 nucleotides long. NCBI's taxonomy places the organism in Eukaryota, Metazoa, Chordata, Actinopteri, Perciformes, Gasterosteidae. The record is from RefSeq and is a predicted model, not a curated record.